Messenger RNA from Lachancea dasiensis, 2634 nucleotides. The record is from the annotation of a GenBank genome assembly. NCBI's taxonomy places the organism in Eukaryota, Fungi, Ascomycota, Saccharomycetes, Saccharomycetales, Saccharomycetaceae.
AUGGUAGGUGUGUGCUUCCUCGAAAAAGUUAUUAGUAUAGCCGUACGACAACGUUGCACAUGGUCCAUAAGUGAACUACACCAAGAGCGACCACCUCUCGAGAGAGACGUUCGUAUUCGACUGUUACACUUUGGUAGGGCUUCUACACUCGGCUCUGUUCCCCCAGACAUGAAGUUUUCGCACUCACUGCAGUUCAACGCUGUUCCAGAAUGGUCCUCCCGGUAUCUUGCGUAUUCUCAGCUUAAACGCCUGAUUUACUCGUUGCAGAAGGACAAGCUGUACCAGAGUAGCUUCUCUGAUCCAGAGUUGGUACCGCUCCAGGAUUCGUUCACGCAAAGAUUUGUCGAGGCCCUCGAUAAAGAGCUGUACAAGAUCGACAAGUUUUACCACCAACAGGAGUCUCGAAUUUUCAACUCAUACCAGGAAGUGGUCGAUGAUCUCAAAGAGUUUCAAACGGAACAGGCUCUAAACGAUCGAACCAGCAGAAGAAGUAGUGUCUCCAACAAUUCCGAGGCAUCUGGCGGUUCGGUUCCGUAUAUUCGGCACGACACGUCUUUCUUGGACGAUGAGGUCAAUGUCAACACCAGCUCCAACAGACCGGAGCAUACGGGGAGCGACAUGACCGCCAUGGCCCCUUUAAUCUCACGGAGCACAAACUACCUGGCCAGGCUUGAUCCUAUCAUUGAAGAUAAGAUCAAUCUCAAGAAAAGGCUGGUGGUCGCUUUCACGCAGUUGUCGGAGCUCAAGAGUUUUAUCGAGCUCAACCAAACUGGGUUUUCCAAGAUUUGCAAAAAGUUCGAUAAAAGUUUAGAGACUAGAAUCAAGUCCGAAUACAUCGCGCGCCUCUCUUCGAGAGUCAAAGUUUUCAAACCUGAGACCAUUGCAAACGUUGAAAGCAAGAUAAACGAUGCGAUUGGUCUGUAUGCCUCGCUGAUGAAUACUUCGUAUUCUACCGGCGAUGAAAUAGUUGGGUUCCAGGAGGCCGAGAAAGAGCUCUCCAUGCAUCUCCGGGAGCAUGUGGUUUGGGAAAGGAACACAGUGUGGAAAGAUAUGAUAAACCUAGAGCGUCAAGCUCAAAACGUCAAAGUAGCAGGUGCGCUGAAGCGCAAACCCACGAAAACAAAACUGUUGGACGACGAAGUUCAGCGAUCACCGUCUCCAGAAGCAUUGCCAAACGCCACUUUGACCGAUGCGCUACACUUAACGCCCGCUCAAUAUUUCAAAAUCCUGAUCAAGUCGAAUGGUUUACUGAAAUUCACCGCAAUCACAUUUGUCUUUUUGAUGUCCCUUACAUUCUCUCCCAUCCAAGAUAUGCUGCAGAAAAAUUGUUUUGCAAUCCUUGUGUAUGCUUCGUUGCUGUGGGCCACAGAGACAAUUCCACUGUUUGUCACCUCUUUAUUGGUCCCCCUGUUGAUUGUGGUUCUUCCAGUACUCAAAGACAGCGAUGGCCAUGUCAUGGACCCUCAGCAAUCUUCUCAAUACAUCUUGUCGACGAUGUGGUCCAGCGUUAUUAUGCUGUUGCUCGGAGGCUUCACACUCGCUGCCGCCUUGUCCAAAUACAAUGUGGCUAAAGUUAUUUCCACACACGUUUUGGCAUCAGCGGGUACUAAUCCCAAAACCAUCCUGCUGACUAACAUGUGCGUUGCGUUGUUUGUGUCGAUGUGGGUUUCUAACGUUGCCGCCCCUGUGCUCUGCUACUCGAUUAUACAGCCGUUACUAAGGACCCUCCCCAAAAACAGUUCGUUUGCCAAAUCUCUGAUUUUGGGCAUUGCGUUGGCAUCAAAUGUUGGCGGGAUGGCUUCUCCCAUUGCUUCCCCCCAAAAUAUUAUCUCUAUCGGUAUGAUGGAUCCACCCCCAAGCUGGGAGCAAUGGUUCAUCGUAGCACUGCCAGUAUGUUGCGUAUGUGUCUUUGGAAUCUGGGUGAUGCUUCUUUUGACCUUCCCAGUAGAAAAGGAUUUAAAGCUGCUACAGCUACAUCCGAUAAGAGAUCCAUUCACUAUCCAACAGUGGUUUGUCACUCUUUGUACCAUCGGAACUAUUGUGCUGUGGUGCAUGGCUAAACAGCUAACCGGAAUUUUUGGGGAAAUGGGUGUCAUAUCAAUUAUCCCUAUUGUUCUCUUGUUUGGUACUGGCAUGUUAACUUCAAGCGAUUUCAACAACUUCAUGUGGACAAUCAUUGUCCUCGCGAUGGGUGGAACAACUUUAGGGAAGGCUGUGACGUCUUCAGGCCUUUUGGCAGCUAUUGCAGCUUCAAUAAAGGAACAAGUAGAGGACAAGCCCAUUUUUGUCAUUGUUCUUAUCUUUGGGAUUGUUAUUCUAGUCAUGGCUACAUUUGUAUCCCAUACGGUCGCUGCCAUGAUUAUUGUUCCUCUAAUGAGUGAAAUAGGUAAAAAUCUACCUUCUGGCGACCAUUCGCGUAUAUUGGUCAUGGUUGCCGCAUUGCUUUGCUCGGGGGCGAUGGGCUUACCUACUUCUGGCUUCCCAAAUGUCACUGCUAUAUCCAUGAUAGAUGAGCUAGGUGAUAGGUACUUAACUGUUGGGAACUUCAUUACCCGAGGCGUUCCUGCCAGUAUAUGGUCUUAUUUGGUCAUAACGACAAUAGGCUACGGAUUGAUGAAGUUAAUAGGCUAUUGA